CUCCUAAAAAACGGAGGGUUUCGAGAUGACUCAGGUGAACUCGAAGUUUGAUGAGCCGAUAAACACCUUCAGUUGUAAUUGUAACACUAUAACAUAAGACUUAGGAGUGUUUGGAACACUACUGCAAACAAAAUGGAGUUAACAAAUCCUCGCAACAAUGCCCCAUCUUCCCUGAAACGGCGGCGACCAAACUCCUCCGACGACGAAGACAUAAACAACAGAACCAUCGAUCUGUCUCUACUGGAAGCAAUAGAAAAAUCGCAUUCAACUGUGGAAACUCUCGACCUCAAAACCCUAAAAAAACUCGUCCUCUCCUUCGAACGUCGUCUUCGCGACAACAUCGAAGCACGUCUAAAAUACUCCGACCAACCCGAAAAGUUCGCCGAUUCCGAGGUUGAACUCCACGAAGAGCUCGAAAAACUGAAAGUUCUCGCUGCCGGACCAGAACUAUACCCUGAGUUAGUUAACCUGAAUACAAUCCCUUCAAUUCUGAGUCUAUUGAACCAUGAAAACUCCGACAUUGCAAUCGAUGUCGUUUCGCUCCUCCAGGAUUUAACUGAGGAGGAUGUAUUAGAGGAUAAUGAUGAACCAGCUAGAAUAUUGGUUGAUAAUUUGGUUGAGAAUAAUGUCUUGGAAUUGUUAGUGCAGAAUUUGUUGAGAUUGAAUGAGAGUGAUCCUGAUGAUGCAGCUGCUGCUCAAACUACACUCGCUACGCUCGAGAAUUUGAUCGAGGUUAAGCCGGCUGUGGCAGAGAUUGUGUGUGAGAAAACUAAGUUGUUGAGGUGGUUGUUGGGGAAGAUUAAGGUCAAGGAAUUUGAUGGGAGUAAGGAGUACGCGUCCGAGAUUUUGGCCAUUUUGCUUCAGAAUAGCACGGCUAAUCAGAAGAGGUUGGGUCAGAUGAAUGGGGUGGAUGUUAUGUUGCAGGCAGUUGCCAUGUAUAAGUCCAAAGAUCCUAAGACUUCUGAGGAGGAGGAGAUGCUUGAGAAUUUGUUUGAUUGUUUAUGUUGUUUGUUAAUGCCCUUGGAGAAUAAGGAGAGGUUUGUUAAGGCUGAAGGGGUUGAAUUGAUGAUUAUUAUUAUGAAGCAGAAGAAAUUGGCCUAUGCCUCUGCUAUUAGGGCGCUCGAUUUCGCAAUGACCAAAUAUCCUCCGGCUUGUGAGCGCUUUGUUGAUGUUUUGGGCUUGAAAACUGCUUUUGCUGCUUUCAUGGGUAAGAUUCCAAUUAGCAAGAAGCAAAAGAAAGAACGAUACAGGGAGGAGUUGGAGGAGCGGACAAUAUCGCUGAUUUCAUCAUUAUUUGCUGGAAUCUUACGAGGAUCUAGAAGAGAAAGAUUGUUAAGCAAAUUUGUGGAAAAUGAAUGUGAGAAAAUAGACAGGCUUGUCGAACUUUAUGUGAGGUACUCUGAUAGAGUAAAAGCGGAGACUGAACGUUUGGACCAACUGGAACUUGACGAUUUUGAGUUGAAUGAGGAGGAGAGGUACAAUAGGAAGCUGGAUUCUGGUCUCUAUACACUCCAGUUGAUUGCUGUUAUUCUGGGUCAUCUUUGGACCUUUGAGAACUCACAGAUGAGGGCUAGAAUUGAACUUUUGCUUAAGCAGCAUAAGCUCACAAAGAAUAACGUGAAGGAUAUUCUUCAGGAGUAUCAUGACAACAUUGGAGACCUUGAUGGACCAGAGGAGAAAGAACGGGUGCAGUCAAAAAUUCAGAAGUUUAUAUCUGCCUUUUGAUAUUCUUUUUCAAUAGUAGCAACAGCACUGAAGUGAAAAUGAGUUUGCUGAAGGGUCAUCCAAUGCAUUAUCAAACCCAAAGAGAGGGAGUUGUGUCAUAUGUGUAGCUUCAUAUUGAAUAUUGACUUUGGCCGCCUGGGGUUGUCAUCUGCUCCAUUCACUGCCCAUUGUUUUCGUGUAAAAGUUUUGAUGGUAGUCAAUGUGGUCAAUGUGAGCAAUCUUUUCCUGGGAAACAAAGUUCUGCAACCUAGUGACUAGAGAGCUUACUGCCUUGCUCAGACCUUCGGUUUUCUUUAUCCGACGAACAAAAAAUGGGGAGACAAGUUGGGCUUGUAGCCUUGUAGUGUCUUGUCCUAAUUUUUUGUGACUCCAUCAUACCUUGUGUACCCUGUGGUUGAUCUGAUCAUUAGAGAGAAACAAAUGGAGAUUGGAGUCCAAUUUAAUAGUGUAUAACUAUUUAAUUGUCUAUUUGUAGUGGGUAGUAUUUAGUGGAUAGGUGUAUUAGUCUCCUCUAUGUUAUUUUGCAAUCCGUGUAGUACACUUCAUACAUGAAGUGUAGGUAUGAGAAUGACCGUGUAUAUCAGAUAUGAAUACCUUUUCAUUUACUUCUUUUUCGGUUUUUUCACUAGUUACCCUUGAGGUUUCACGAAGUA
Beta vulgaris subsp. vulgaris (sugar beet) is the source of this 2378-nucleotide messenger RNA. RefSeq lists its product as uncharacterized. The record is from RefSeq and is a predicted model, not a curated record. NCBI's taxonomy places the organism in Eukaryota, Viridiplantae, Streptophyta, Magnoliopsida, Caryophyllales, Amaranthaceae. Bases 133 to 1725 code for a protein of 530 amino acids. The transcript is spliced from 8 exons. Gene Ontology annotation, cellular component: spliceosomal complex.